AUGGAUGCUACUAAGGAGGUGCCCAUUGUUGGCACUGAAGGAGAUAAUGCUGCUGCUGCUGCUGACAUUGAUCUCAACCUUGAGGAUUUUGUGGAUAUGGAGAUCAAUGGAAGUGAAGCUGACCUUGAUGCUGAUGCUGAAAAUGAGGAUGGAGCUGGCUCUGACGAGGGUGUUUCCAAUGAGACUGAGGACAUCGCUGUUAAGCUCCAGACUCAAAUCACGGAGCAGAACAUCCUCAUUGGAGAGCAGCAGUGCCGCAUCCAGAACUUGGAGGCUGAUUCUGUUAAGCUUCAGGCCUUGAUUGAGCAGCUGACCAGGGAGGUGCAGUCAAUUUCUAAGGAAAAUGACACCUCCAGCUUCAUUCAGGACCUGCAGAACAUUCUCCAGUUCGUGCAGGAUCAGCACAAGAAGCAGGAGAAAAGCAUCUCUGUGCUUCAGACUCAGUACAGGGAGAUCCGGCGUGGCAACCUCUAUCAGCCUGCUCCUGCAGCAGAGCGAGUCGCCAAUGCCGCUAACAGCCAGUCUGCACCUGCUGCUGCAUCUCCUGCUGUUCCUCCUCCUUCUGGAGCACGUGCUAAGCCUCCUACUGCAACAGCAACUGCCUUUGGCUCCUGCCCUUCGGCCCUGCCUCGUUUUGUCCACGGCAAGACCGACGUCGAGACUUGGCUCUCCAUUGCGGAGGACUUUAUGUCCAUCCACAAUGUGCGUAGCGAGGCUCGCGUGGUCGCUGCAACCCUUGCCCUGGACGACACUGCGAGCAAGUUGGUGCAUGCCAACAAGCGCCACACAGAGGCUAAUGGCCAUCCUUUUGGCUGGGAGGAGUUCAAGGCUGCCAUGCUGGCGGCAUUCCUGAGUCAGCCCCCGGCGCUCGAGGAGAACCAACCGAUCUCGCUUAUCUGCAACCAUCACUACCCGCACUGGAUGGACAACAUCCGUUUCUUUCUCCAUCACAACAGGCUUCACUCCCUUGACCUGCGCUUCACCAAGCCAGAGCACCUGCGCACCCUGGGACCCCUCAUUGCAUGCUCCAGCGCCUCCCUCACAUCCCUGGAUCUGCAGCUGCAUGCCCCGAUCUGGCGGAAGGAUAGCGAGAGCUUCACACUGGGCUUCUUGAAAGCUUGCUCGCAGCUGCAGCAGCUGAAGCUGGGUCGGGGCGAGUGGAAACUGAACGAGAGUUGUGCGCGUGCUGCUUGGACGCAGUCGCUGCGCAGUCUGACCCUCGCGUUCGUGGAUCGCAUAAACUUGGAGUACGAGUUUCUGGACGCCAUCACACCGCAGCUUACCGAGUUUACUCUGUACGAGGUUUCCCCCAGCAAAUGCCUGAAGAUUUUCAGCCACAGUUUCAGUUUCUCCAACGCGCGCAUAGUCCGCUUCCUUUUUCGAGAAGUCAACCUCAAACUGACUCUCAACCUCCCGCCCUCCCUUGAGACCCUCUCUGUCAUGGCUAUCAGGGUCGAGCUCACCUGUCAGUCAGACAGCCCACUCGCUCUCCACCAGCUCAUUCUUUACGUCCAUGAUGAACUCCGUGCAUCUCUCCUCUGCGUCGCAUCUGCCAGAGUUGUCUACUUGAAUGCUCCUGCGACAUACACUGAGUACCAUUCCUUGGGGGAAUUCUCCACCGAACCUUCACGCUGGCAGGACGCUCCUAGUGCCAGCUCAAACUUUUCCUGGAUGAGCUGGCUUCGCACAGUUGCGCCUACAGUGGAGGUGCUUAUCAUAGAGCAUGAGAUCCCUAUCGCUGAAAUGAAUGUGGAGUGGCGUAGCCUGCGCAGCCUUGGGAUUGUCGUGCAGGACAUGGUAGUGGUUGGGGAUUGUUGGGAGAUUGAAAAGGAUCGGGAGACUACUGUGGAGGACAUUUAUCGAAUGAACGUGCGGGCUGAACAGGGAUUUCCCGAUGGGACUCGAUAUGCCGACGAUCCUGAUCCAGACGAGCUGAUGGGCCCUCCUUCCAUCAACGCCCCAAACCUGCAAGCCCUCUUCUUUCCAAGUGAAGGGUGUGAUGGAGAGGCCCUGGCAACCCUGAAACGCAACUACCCAUCAUUGGGAUUAUAUUGCAUUGUAGAUAACACGUUUUACUGGGAGAGGAAACGGGCGAGGCUGAUAGAUGCUCCGUUGGUGCAUGUGAGGGGCAAGAAAGGCGGGAGUCGGGGGGACACGAGGAAACCACCCAAGACGGUGAAGGAGAAGAUGCAUAGCGUGAAUAAGCAGCUGAUAGAGGGGUACAGUGUGCAUGAUGAAGAGGCAUACAUGCUGAAAGUGGAAAAGGGAUUUGGUGCACAAGUGCACAGCCGCAAUCACAUUGCAUACAAUCAUACCCAUUAUCCCCCACAGGUGCACAGCCGCAACAAGGUGUUGGAUGAUGACGUGGACUUUGAGGCGGUGGCGCAGGUGACAGAUGGCAUGUCGGGUGCUGAGCUGGCGAACGUGGUUGACGUGGCGGCGCUCAGAGUGCUGCGGGAAAACCGAUCCGAGGUGGGUGGUGAUGGGUGA
Molecule: messenger RNA, 2490 nt
Organism: Closterium sp. Yama58-4
Lineage: Eukaryota; Viridiplantae; Streptophyta; Zygnematophyceae; Desmidiales; Closteriaceae
Source: the annotation of a GenBank genome assembly